AUGGAAAACGAAACUUUACAACGCCGUUCAACGGCUACAAUUACGAAUAUGGGAAUAAAUUCUUAUUCUACAUUUGGCGCUCAAGGUGAUCUCACUGACGAUAAAUUAACUAUUUUACCUGUACUACAAGAUACACAUUGUAUUACUCAAGAACGACGUACAACUGACAUAAAACAUACAUUCUACGACGAACAGUUAUCCUCAAGUAAUACAACAAUGAAUUGGGAUAUGGAAACUAAUUAUAUAUGUCCAUCAGUUGUACAUCAUUCCUCAAAUAAUAAUUAUAUACAUUUAACUGAGUGUGUUUUACAAACAAAUCCAUCAACAACAGUUAUUCAAAAUACACAAACAAUGAAAUUAAAUAAUGAUGAUGAAAUACAACAAGAUAGUAUUAUUAAUACAACACAACAAACUUUGACAACUAAUAUUGGAACAACAAAACAAAAUUUUACAAAUUUCACUAAUACAGAUCUCAAUGGUUCAAAAGUUAUUCGUCUUGUUCGUGCUAAACAAGCUACUAAACGUAAAUCAAGUUUAGAUACAUUAAUUGAAGUUGUACAAAAAGAAUUACUUCGUGUAAAUGGUCAAUCAAAUUCAACUUCACCAUCAUCAUCACCUCCUCAUUAUUCUCAAACACGUACAUCAACAUCAUCAAAACAAUUACAACACCACCACCACCAACAACAACAACAACAGUCGCAACAACAUCGAUCAAUAAUAUCAUCUGUAUUACCAUCAUCACAUCCAAGUUCAUUAACAUCUCAAUCAAAUCAUUCAUUUAAAAUAGCACGUAAACGAACAAAUCAUCAUUUAAAUAAUACAAAACGAAUACCAACUAAUCGACAUCGUAGUAAAUCAUUUAAUAAUAAUGAUGAUUUUACAGAUGAUAUUGAUUUUAUGGAUGAUGAUGAUAUUAAUAAUAAUCAUAAUGAACAACAACAACAACAAGAACGACAACAAUUAAAUGAAUCUAUGGAUGGUGAUGAUAAUGAUGAUAUACAAUCAUCAUCAGAAAAUAUUGAAGACAUUGUUCGUGAUACUGUUGAUAAACUUGUUGCGAUAACACUACUUAAUAAUGCACCAUUUAUUGUUAAUAUGAUUACUGGUACACCUGGUAAUACAACUAGUACAAAUAAUGAAUCAAAACCAUUGACAAAUAUUGUUAAUACAAAUACUACAUCUACUAUAAAACCUAUUUCAACAAUAUCCUCAUCGGAUUAUUAUCGUAAUGAUCUUGCAUUACUCUCAUCAACUGCAAGUGAAUUACGAAAUUCCAUGCAACAAACAUCACCUAUUAAACAACAACAACAACAACAACAACAAAUGAUUUUACAACCAACAACAUCUACAACAAUUCAAACAAAUUCUUCAAUUAUUCCAACUGAUCAAAUAAAAUCUUCAACACCAACUUUAUUUGUUACUCCACCACGUAUAUUAAAUUUACAAACUGUUAUACCAAAACCAACAACAAAUAUUCAAAUUGGUAAUACAAAAAUUAUUCUUGUAUCAUCAUCAACAAAUCUUCCUCCUCCUCCUCCCCCACCACCACCUCACCACCACCAACAACAACAAUGUCUUGUUAAUAAUAGUCCAGUUAAAUUAGUUAAAUUAACUUCAGCAUUACCAAAAAAUGUUCAAAUUGUUAUACCAUCACGAACAUCAAAUGAAUCUCUUUCAACAACAACAACAAUUCAUCCAUUAACAACUUGUUCUAUUGAUCAAAUACCACAAGCAGCACAAGAAGUAACUAUAACAACAUCACCAAAUUUAAAUAAAUUACGUCGACGUUCAUCAAGUACAACACCAACCGAUAAACCUGUUGGUAAAAUUUUACGACCAAUUGCUAAAGUUCUUCCAGUUUAUUCAUCGAAUAAUAGUAAUCAUGUAACUAAUUCAUCAUCGACUAUAACAACAAGUCCAAGACAUGAUGAAAUAACUAAACCAAUGGCAAUUAAUUUUCAACAACGAUCAACAUCAACGCAUGGUCCUAUGAUUUAUCGAAUGACAUCGGUGAAUUCAAAUGUACCUGUUUUUCGUGUACGUGCAACAACUACUCCAACAACUUCAACAAUCAAUACUGAUUCAAAACCAAUAUCAGUUGCUACAACUACAAACAUGUGUUAUGAACCUAAACAAACACAUAAUACAACAACAACAGGUGGAUCAGUUUCUGUACUUGCUUGUUUUAAAACAACAAAGAAAAGAAAUAAGGAACGAGCUAUUAUGCCACGUCCAACUACAACAGAUUCUAUUGAUACUUCUCAUGAUUUACAACAACGACUAAAUAUUACAACAGCAACUAAUAAUUUAUCAACAUUAACUACAACAAAUGUACCUUUAAUUAUUAAUAAUCAUAAUGCAACAGAUGAUUUAACAAAUGGUAAUUCAACAAUUUUUUCAUCACCUGAUUAUUGUCAACAAUCAACAUCAACACGUCUUAUACAACAAUAUAAUUUACCAACAACACAUUCGGAUAAAACAUUGUCAAAUAUACAUUUAUUAUCAACACAACAACUUAAUGAUUCAACAAUAUCAUCAUAUGAUCUUAAUAGAUCAUCUUCAAAUAGUAUUCCAAUAAAACGUUGUAAUUCAAUACAAUUAAAUAAUAAUUCAAAUUCAAUUAAAACAAUAACAACUCCAUUAAUAUCACCAAUACAAUCAUUAUGUUCAACAUCAAAUAUACGACCAUUAAUGGAAGACAAAUGUAUUCAAUGUAUUGAUGAUAAUGAGAACAGUACUGAACAUAAUGAACAAUUAACAAAAAAUAAUUUAUCAAAAAAACGAAAUAGACAAUCUCAUGAUGAUAAUAAUUUAUCUAGUGAUGAAAGUUGGACAGUAGCAGCUGACACUCUUCUUCGUAAUGUUCUAUCACAAUAUGGUUUUCGUUUUUUGGAUGUUAAUUGUCAACAAAAUUUAUUAGCUAAAUUUGAUAUUAUUCAAGCUAAUCUUGUCGUAAGUUUAGUUAAUUCACUCAAAUGAAUAUAACGGCACGCGCGCGUGGGUUAUAAUGAAUAGUCGCUUUCUUACAUGUCAUCCUUUCAUCACCUAAUACAUUUUAUUUAUAAAAAAACAAAAAAGCCUCUACAAUUUACAAAGAAAAACUUAUUUUAUAUAUACACCUUUUGUUUUGUAAAAAAAUAAAAGACAAAAUUCUGUUCGACGAUACGAACAAGGUCAUUUUUUUUUCUCGUAAAUGAUUAAUUCAUUUGUUUAUAUCAAUAUUUUUUAUUAGAAUUUGUUUAUAUUGCAAGUUGACGGGAUCCAUAUUGUACGUUUGUUUACACUAACGACGGUAUAGCGUAUAUUACACCGAACAGUCUAGUAAAUGAUUGAUGUCCGAUUUGAAUCAUAUGAGAAGACAUAUAUUAAAAGACUAAGUAUUGUAAAAGAAUUAUAAUGUGAUGAGAUGUGCUUCUAAAAAUGGUAUCAUGUCUCGAAUUAAAUUCUAAUCUAGUAAAAUAUUAUCUCAUGAAAAUUAUAUUGAAAUUGUUCUUUGAUAUGUCCAAUAUUAAUCGAUAAUUUUAUCAAUUGAAUAAGACAGUACAAUUAUCUCAUAAACAUCAGAAAACGUUGAUGAGGUGCAUAGAGUAUUUCAUAGGCAAACAUCCAUGGCCAACAAAUAAUU
Rotaria sordida is the source of this 3625-nucleotide messenger RNA. NCBI's taxonomy places the organism in Eukaryota, Metazoa, Rotifera, Eurotatoria, Philodinida, Philodinidae. The record is from the annotation of a GenBank genome assembly.